AAAGACGCACAUUGGACACCGUACCCCUCAGCCACGUAAUUCCUCUAAACGGGCCGCACGGAGGUGCAUGGCCCCAUCCCCUUGUAUCAUGAUGAAUCCUGUGCAGGGGUCGCCGUCCCAAGACGCCAAACAGCUUCAUCAAAAAGAGGAGACGGAUACGGAGGGCGAGGAACUGCAACCCAAAGACAUGACAACCGAGAAAGGAUACAAACUCCAGCGGAACAGCCUCCCGUUUAGCGUCGAGUCAUUGAUUUCCAAGAAGACCACCUGUCGGACUUCUUACUCGUCCUCAGAUUUAGCUCUGGUCCUUCCGAAGCCCGUGGCUGGGCAAGGCGAACAUCUCUCUCCAAGGACUUUUUACGCGGAGAGGAAGAUAUCGGCUGAGAGCUCGCAGGGUGUUUCCAGUAGCUCCAGCGAAGACAGUCCACAGUUUUGUGAGAAAGAUCAGAGCACUUGGUUCCAGACGUCCUCUUUUUCUACACCUCCCCGAAGCUCAAGUCCAACUCAGUGUACUUUAAGGAAGCAUAAAAACAACAGGAAACCUCGCACGCCCUUUACUACCUCCCAGCUCCUGGCGCUGGAGCGCAAGUUUCGCCAGAAGCAGUACCUCUCCAUCGCAGAGCGAGCCGAGUUCUCCAACUCUCUCAACCUGACGGAGACUCAGGUCAAAAUCUGGUUUCAGAACAGGAGGGCCAAAGCCAAGAGACUUCAGGAGGCCGAGCUGGAAAAGUUUAAGUUAGCCUCCAAGCCCGUCCUGCCUGCAUUCGCGCUGCCUUUCCCCCUCGGAGCGCACAUGAGCUCUCCAUCCUGGGGCCCUUCAAACGCCUUCCCGAGACCCAGUCUGCCUGUGCCAGGACUGUUCAGUGGACCCGUCACUUAUGGGAUGUACUAUUUGUCUUAAUAAUGUUCCUGUGUGUGCGCGCGCGCGUUUGUCCGCUCUUGGCCACAGCACACUUAAAAAUGAGCCCACAUCUCGGAUAAACAUUGUUUUACUAUUCGCAAUUUGGAGUUUAGACUAUUUCCCCCCCAACUCCAAAACCGAAGACAAAUACGACAUGUGGCGAAUAUCGGUGUAUAAACGUGUGCGUAAUCGUUCCGAGUGCGGUCACUUGCUCUCAUUUUGUGUCCACUUCUGAGACUCGUGGAUUCUCGGCCUUAAUUUUCUUAAGCAAAACUCCAUAAGCAGAUGUCAUCUACUCACACAGUAGAUGACAUGCCUUAAAUAUUUCAUCCCAGCCUGUCCUCCGUGCUCUCCAGUAGCAACUGGGCAAUUAAAUGUGUCCGGAUCUAAAGGCAAUAAUCCUCUAAAGCUGGGGGACAUUAUUAAAAGCAACAGAAAAGUACUUAAUUGGUGUCAGUGCCUUAAGACCCCGAAGUGUACUCUCUUUAUCAUCACUUGAAUUCCUCAUUCAAGAUAUGAAUAUUUUUUCUGUUAUCGGGUAGCGUUGUCCAUUUUUGCUGUGUUAAUAUCUGUAUUUCUUGUCACGAUUUCUAUCAUUCUUUUUAAAGAACGGAGACAGAAUUAUAUUUUAGGAAAAAAAUACAUGUAUUAGUUUUUUUAACCUUCACAACGUGGCCUUUAUGGGAGUGAUAUUAGAUUUACUUUGAUGAAUUUUGCUGUAAAUGUAAAUAAAAUUUGUAGUGUUCUUAAAAGUCCUGCAGUCUCGCUUAAAGGGCAGGAGAAGUGGUAUUUAUUGAAUAUCUUUGUAUCUGUACUGUGUACAUACAUGAGUCUAUC
Pelmatolapia mariae (spotted tilapia) is the source of this 1738-nucleotide messenger RNA. Its product is annotated as homeobox protein MSH-C-like. Bases 68 to 901 code for a protein of 277 amino acids. The transcript is spliced from 2 exons. Gene Ontology annotation, molecular function: RNA polymerase II transcription regulatory region sequence-specific DNA binding; DNA-binding transcription factor activity, RNA polymerase II-specific. The record is from RefSeq and is a predicted model, not a curated record. NCBI's taxonomy places the organism in Eukaryota, Metazoa, Chordata, Actinopteri, Cichliformes, Cichlidae. Gene Ontology annotation, biological process: regulation of transcription by RNA polymerase II; embryonic morphogenesis. Gene Ontology annotation, cellular component: nucleus.